This is a messenger RNA of Theobroma cacao (cacao), 2459 nucleotides long. Its product is annotated as protein transport Sec1a-like. Lineage: Eukaryota; Viridiplantae; Streptophyta; Magnoliopsida; Malvales; Malvaceae. Gene Ontology annotation, biological process: vesicle-mediated transport. The record is from RefSeq and is a predicted model, not a curated record.
UGGUUCGUGAAAAUCAUCUUGUUUUGUUCGCAAAAUCGAUGCAUUUGUAAUUAGCGAUGUCGUUUUCGGAUUCUGAGUCGUCUUCUCAUGGUGGUGAAAGAGAAUACAAGGUCUUUCGACAGUUCAGCCGCGAUCGGCUAUUGUAUGAAAUGCUUGGAUCUUCGACAUCUGGAGGUUCAAAAUCUGCUUGGAAGGUACUCAUAAUGGAUAAAGUGACCGUCAAAGUCAUGUCUCAUUCGUGUAAAAUGGCAGACAUCACAGAUCAAGGAGUUUCCUUGGUGGAAGACCUUUUCAGGAGAAGGCAGCCAUUACCAUCCAUGGAAGCUAUAUAUUUUAUCCAGCCAUCAAAAGAAAAUAUUAUCAUGUUCUUAUCUGACAUGUCGGGAAGGGAGCCUUUAUACAAGAAGGCAUUUGUAUUUUUUAGUUCACCUGUUCCAAAGGAAUUCGUUAAUCACAUCAAAAGCGACACAAGUGUGAUACCUCGCAUAGGUGCAUUGAGAGAGAUGAAUUUGGAAUACUUUCCUAUAGAUAGUCAGGGUUUUAUCACUGAUCAUGAAACAGCCUUGGAAGAACUCUUUAGUGAAGAUGCUGAGAAGUCUCGCAAAUUUGAAGUUUGUUUGAAUACAAUGGCAACUCGAAUUGCCACAGUUUUUGCCUCACUGAAGGAGCUUCCAUUUGUGCGAUAUCGUGCUGUCAAGUCACAAGAUGCAUCUACAGCGACAACCCGUGACUUAAUUCCUUCUAAGCUUGCUGAAGCUGUUUGGAACUCUCUUUUGAAGUACAAAUCUAUUCCCAACUUUCCACAGACUGAAACAUGCGAGCUGCUCAUCUUGGAUAGAUCUGUUGACCAGAUUGCUCCUGUGAUACAUGAAUGGACAUAUGAUGCUAUGUGCCAUGAUUUACUUGAUAUGGAUGGAAACAAAUAUGUGCUUGAGGUUCCUAGCAAAUCAGGUGGCCCACCUGAGAAAAAGGAGGUCCUUUUAGAAGAUCACGAUCCAGUUUGGUUAGAGCUUCGUCAUGCACACAUAGCCGAUGCAAGUGAGCGCUUGCAUGAUAAGAUGACCAACUUUAAAUCAAGGAACAAAGCCGCACAGGUUCAGAGCUCAAGAGAUGGAAGUGAAUUAUCUACUCGAGACUUGCAGAAAAUUGUGCAAGCUUUGCCACAAUAUAAUGAAAUAGUUGAAAAGCUCUCUCUGCAUGUGGAGAUUGCUGGAACAAUCAACAAACAUAUCAGGGAAAUGGGGCUUCGUGAGCUUGGACAACUAGAACAGGAUCUUGUUUUUGGAGAUGCAGGAGCAAAGGACGUCAUCAGCUUUCUGAGGACAAAGCAGGAUGCAUCUCCAGAAAAUAAAUUGCGUUUGCUAAUGAUUUACGCAUCAGUCUAUCCAGAGAAAUUUGAGGGUGAUAAAGCUUCAAAGCUUAUGCAGUUGGCUAAAUUAUCACCAGAAGAUAUGAAAGUCAUUAACAAUAUGCAAUUACUUGGAGGAUCAUCACAAAGUAAAAAAGCAACCAGUGGUUUCUCGCUCAAGUUUGAUGGCCAAAAGACAAAACAAGCAACAAGAAAAGACCGAACUGGAGAGGAAGAAACUUGGCAACUAUUUCGGUUUUAUCCCAUGAUAGAGGAGCUUAUUGAAAAUCUUAGCAAAGGUGAGCUGCCAAAGAACGACUAUUCAUGUAUGAAUGAACCAAGUGCAGUUGUCCAGGACAGACCCCAAAAUGGAUCGAUGCGGACAAGACCAACUCCAGCUGCGCCUACGGAGAAAAGGCCUGCUCAUUCAAUGAGAUCAAGACGAACAGCAACGUGGCCACGGCCUCACUCUUCUGAUGAUGGAUAUUCCAGUGAUUCAGUUCUGAAAAAUGCAACUGCUGAUUUCAAGAGAAUGGGACAGCGUAUUUUUAUAUUUAUCAUUGGUGGGGCAACUCGAUCUGAGCUACGAGCAUGUCACAAACUCACAGCAAAACUGAAUAGGGAAGUUGUCCUGGGUUCUUCUAGUUUGGAUGAUCCUCCACAAUAUAUUACGACACUGAAGCUGCUGUCAGAAAAGGAUCUAUCCAUGGGUGCCCCACAACCCAACUUUUGGUGAGAUCGAACUCUGGCUCAUAUGCUUUUUGCCCAUUGCCAGCUUGUUGAAUACCUCAUUUGGGAGUUGAUAAUAACCCUGCAAAGUAGGACUCUACAAUUUGAAUGAUGAGCAGUUUUACUCUGCGUAAUUAGAAAAGUGGAUCGAAAAAGAUUGAAAACAAGGCCCUUAUCCUGUCUGUACAGUCAUUGCCUCUUGAAAAUAUAAUUCGAGUCUCGGACCUGCUUCUCUUCAACCCGGAGUGGAGCGAGUCUUCUUGUUGUUUAUCGUUAACCAAAAUUUACGCAUACUUUUUAGGGACGUUUGGAUGCCCCAGGGAAUUCGAAUAGCCCAUAAUGUAUUAUAUCCAUUGUUUUAUUAAAGUAUUCAAAUUUUUUC